CGUAGUCCUUCCCCCUCUCUACCUGUCUAGUAGCUAAAGAUGGCUGAAGCUCCUCCAUGGCCCAGUCGGUUCUUCUGUCACAGAUGCUCAGCAGAGAUCAGUCCUCGGCUUCCCGAGUAUACAUGUCCAAGAUGUGAGUCAGGGUUUAUUGAGGAGCUGCUGGAGGAGAGAAGUGCUGACAAUGGCUCCAUGUCUUCCAUCUCCAGUGGGCCCCAGAACCAGCAACCAUUUGAGAAUGCAGACCAGCACUUAUUUACAUUCCCUUCGGGCUAUGGUCAGUUUGCCCUGGGUGUCUUCGAUGACAGUUUUGACUUUGGGGCUGGACUGGGAACAGAAGACAACCGGGAUGCUGAAAACAGGAGGGAAAGGGAAACGGCAUCACGGCAACGAUAUGGUGCCAGGCAGCCGAGGAGUCGUCAUGGUUCUAGACGACAAGCAGGGAGGCAUGAAGGAGUUCCCACUUUAGAAGGAAUCAUUCAGCAGCUAGUGAAUGGAAUAAUUGCACCUACUGCAAUGCCAAAUAUUGGUGUUGGACCCUGGGGUGUUCUUCAUUCAAAUCCCAUGGAUUAUGCCUGGGGUGCUAAUGGACUAGAUGCAAUUAUUACACAGUUAUUAAACCAGUUUGAGAACACGGGACCUCCGCCUGCUGAUAGAGAUAAAAUAAAAAGUCUUCCUACAGUACAAAUAACAGAUGAGCAUGUUGCUUCAGGACUGGAAUGUCCAGUGUGUAAAGAAGAUUACGGUGUAGGAGAAAAUGUGAGGCAGCUCCCAUGCAAUCAUAUGUUCCACAAUGACUGCAUAGUACCCUGGCUGGAACAGCAUGACACUUGUCCAGUGUGCAGGAAAAGCUUGAGUGGACAGAACACAGCAACAAACCCUCCAGAACUAUCAGGGAUGAACUUUACCUCCUCUUCCUCUUCCUCUUCAUCCUCUUCAUCCUCCUCUACCCCCCAGUCCUCAAGUUCGACCAGCAAUGAGAACUCCACUGAUAACUCCUAGAGAGACUUCUGUCCUUACCGCCCUUUGAGCUGUUUAUAGCUCCUAGGCUGCUUUACUUCAGAGCGGUGACCUCCAGUCUCUCCCUGUCCUAGGGUAGAGACCUGGGUGCAUCUCACCAGGAGCACUCGAGCCUGACUCAGGGGUAAGUGAUACAUGAGGUCCAUCCUGUUGCUCCCACCCUCAUCAGGAAUCUGACCAAAGGAAGGCUGGAGGCCCUGGAGUGCAGCUUCUGCCAGGGAGGAUGUGGAGAGGAUUGGAAACUUCAAGAUAUUCGAUCUGCCUGAAUCACCUCAUACAGGGAGGAGAAAACAAAGGAAUCCAAUGCUAGAAGACUCGGGACAACAAGACAGUUACU
This is a messenger RNA of Xiphias gladius (swordfish), 1354 nucleotides long. Its product is annotated as E3 ubiquitin-protein ligase RNF126-like. Gene Ontology annotation, cellular component: cytoplasm. Gene Ontology annotation, molecular function: ubiquitin protein ligase activity. Lineage: Eukaryota; Metazoa; Chordata; Actinopteri; Istiophoriformes; Xiphiidae. Bases 40 to 999 code for a protein of 319 amino acids. Gene Ontology annotation, biological process: protein ubiquitination. The transcript is spliced from 9 exons. The record is from RefSeq and is a predicted model, not a curated record.